AUGUUGAUUGAAAACGUUUUCAUCGAGCUACGGUCUCGGUUGAGGAGCUGCAAUGUAUUCAUUACAACUGGAGUGGAUUUCACCAAGAAUUGUAGUUUGAAAAUAAGUAUACAGACUAAUUGUAUUGUCUUGAAUUAUUAUAAGGAUAAGGAUGAUAAGCCUAAGAGAAGGGAUAGUCUUUCUUCCAUAGAAAGUCUCUCCGAUUGGUGCUCGGACGAAGAAGGUGAAGUCAGCACUGUGAUCCCAGUCCGACAGUUCUGUAAGAUCAUACCAAAUUCUAUGUCGUGUCUCAAAAUAGAUAAGAGUACAAUAUCAUUCAGAUUGCUGACUGAACCUAAGAACGGUGCCGGUGGUAACUUCUACAAAGAAUUGCUAUCCACGAAUAACAUGGAAAGUUCUACCAAAGGAAAUAGUUUAAAAUUAAAUGUGAAAGCCGGUGAAGAACUGCGGUUAACCUGCGCAAAUUGUUGCAAUGUAGUCUCCGUUAAUAGUGUGAAAUUCGACCGGAUUUUGGAGUUACCAACAGCUAACUUGGACAUGUCAGAGUGGUUUUGCCAUGGGAACGGACAUGGGCAUAGCCAUGGUCACAGCCACGGGGAGACUCCACAGACAUCAGACACCAUAAUAAAGCCAAACAAAAGUGAUUUUCUCUAUAGACUGACUUUCUUUGUUGUGAAUAAUACAAUUUUAUCGGAUAAGACCAACAAAUUCAACGCUACGAGACCAGUGUAUCAUUGCAAUAGAUGUCUAGCGUGGCUGGGACUCAAGGAAAAGGAUUCUGUGAAACUAUUCAAUUCAGAAAUUAAAAUAACGCAUAAUGAUACAGAAUCAGUGAUAUUCGCACACAAAAAUGAACAGGAUAUACACACAGAUGAUUUUAUUUAUACAAUAGAGAGAAUGACUAGAGAAUUUAACCUCGGAUUCCAAUAUACAGUGAUGUGUAAAUUAGUCCUUGAAUGUACUGUAUCUGCUGUAAAGAAGCAGUAUUUGUUAAUAUGGGUGAUGGAUAAAGAGUUGCAAGUGCUCAGAAAUAAUGUGCAGACUAUAUUAUUGGAAGACCGUAUUGAGCUACAUUCCACUACGGUCACUAAAAUCCUAUUCAAAGUCGAAUUUUGUAUGAAUGAGGAGGUAGAGUCCUGGGUUUCUGACCCAGGAGUGGUCACCACAGAGAUAUCAAAAGGCAUGUUCAACAAUGGACUUGCCCAUUUGGAGAAAAUGUCCCAAAAAGUACCGGAAUGCUUCCGUAAUACCAACGGUUACUGUGUAAGCUAUCUUAAAGUUUGAAUAAAUAAAUUCGCAAUUGUA
This is a messenger RNA of Spodoptera frugiperda (fall armyworm), 1305 nucleotides long. RefSeq lists its product as uncharacterized. The transcript has a single exon. Gene Ontology annotation, cellular component: nucleus; ubiquitin ligase complex; cytosol. Lineage: Eukaryota; Metazoa; Arthropoda; Insecta; Lepidoptera; Noctuidae. Bases 1 to 1284 code for a protein of 427 amino acids. Gene Ontology annotation, biological process: proteasome-mediated ubiquitin-dependent protein catabolic process; protein polyubiquitination; protein monoubiquitination. Gene Ontology annotation, molecular function: ubiquitin conjugating enzyme binding; cyclin binding; ubiquitin protein ligase activity. The record is from RefSeq and is a predicted model, not a curated record.